Messenger RNA from Peromyscus californicus insignis, 2192 nucleotides. Its product is annotated as X-linked lymphocyte-regulated protein 5C-like. Gene Ontology annotation, cellular component: synaptonemal complex. Gene Ontology annotation, biological process: meiotic cell cycle; spermatid development. NCBI's taxonomy places the organism in Eukaryota, Metazoa, Chordata, Mammalia, Rodentia, Cricetidae. The record is from RefSeq and is a predicted model, not a curated record. The transcript has 12 exons. Bases 962 to 1852 code for a protein of 296 amino acids.
CUGGUCAUGCAUGGGAGAGGAGGGGGAUUGUGUGGGGAGCAUUCACACGGUAGGGGUCUGUACCUAGGGGAUCGCCUCUCAGAGUUCAGGACAACUUCAGAAACUCAGAUGUCAAGCCAGGAGGUGUAAACAGUGGUGAGCUGUUUGGCUGGGUUGUCGUAGUGACUACCAGACCUAGGUGCCCAAGAAUGGCAUAAAGAAGACCAGAGUGUGGCCCCGAGACUCACAGACUGCAUCCCAGGAUUCUAGCCUGUGCCUCUUGACCCUAGGCCCAAUCCGCGCACGCGGAUUGUGUGCAUGCGUGCGUGCGUGCGUGCGUGUGUGCGUGUGUGCGUGGUGUGUGAAUGGAGUUCCUGUGGCAGUCAUCUUCCUCCUGGUCUGAGACAGGAUCUGUUCCUUGUUCUCCCUGCUGACCCAGUUUCUAAGGAUUCUUUUCCAUCUUGCCUGAGAACAGUGAUGCUUCUAAGCAUCUGGCUUUCUGUGAGUUCUGGGGAUUUGAACUCAGGUCCUCUCAGUUGCUUGGCAAGUAUUUUGCCAUUGAGCUAAAUCCUCGGCGCAAUUCCCAAUCCUUUGAUCCUAAAGAGCUCUGUGCAGGAGCAUUACUGGACCAAGGGUUUGAUGCGAGACCACUCCUCAGAUGGGAAGAAAUUCCUUUAAAGACUCUGAACUUCUCAAUGGAUGAUCCAGAGGAAGAGGACAAGGCUGAUGGGCUCCAGACAGUCUGUUCAGAGUAUGUGGCCAAAGAGUAGAGAAUGCUCUGUAGCAAAUGGGGAAGAGAAACAAGCAACAGUCCUAAGUAUACAUGAGCAACAUAAAUAUACACAUGAAGAGUGGAAGUUAAUACAGAAAAUAUUGAGCUCUAACAGAAUAUCUGGCAGACUCUUCUGUGAAGCAGGAACCCUGAAGGACCAUCCCACCUUGUUUUGGCAAAGUUCAGCAGUCACUUUCCUGUGGAUCCUGCAUGUCCAGUCUGCACAGCACAUUGUCAUCAGUCAAAGCACAGCAAGUGCCAGGACACAUGGCCACAGCCUGUGGAGUCCCGGUACCUGUUUCCAUUGCCGUCAUGAAAUUGCUUCUUGGUGUCUUUACUGUCUGUGCACACCAGCAUUUCAGGAGUCCUGCCCAGCCCAGCAAGGCCCCAGCCAUGUCAAGCAAGGAACAGAAAGACAUGGAGAGACGUGCCAAGCGCCCAAGGGUUGAUCAGAAUCUCCCAUCAGAUGACUUCCAGAACCCAGAUGCAAUCACCCCCGCAAACAAUCCAGCAGUUGAUACCAGUGAGAUGGGCAGCUGUUCCUCAGGACCAGACGUGCAAGAGGCCAGGGAGCCUGUUCAGAAGAGGAUACCGGAUGUCAAAGGUGACGUUACUCGGUACCUUCUGGCAAAGAGGAAGCAGUUUGAAAAGGAUAUAAAUGCCUCUUUGAGCAGCCUGAAUGAAAGCCUCCAGAGUGUUUUCAAAACCCAACAGAAGUCAAGGCAGGAGCUUCACUCCAUGCACUCCCAGAUGUUUGAGUCUCUCUAUCACAAGUGGCUGGACGAGGUGGGGAGAGCAAGGGAGCAAGAAGAACACCUUACUCUUAUAGCUCAGCAGCAGAUGAAGAUUUUACAGAAAGCUAUAGAGGAUCAUGAAACCAGGAUUGAAAACGCUAAAGAUUUAUGUGACACAUUUUUGAAGAAAGCCAAGGACUUGAGUGAACAUCUCAAAGCUUUUAUUGGUGGUGAAGAAAGUGAAGUGAAGAAAGAAAUCUCCAAGGCGCAGGACAGAGUUAUCAUGGAAACUCAAGAGCAAGAUGUGUCUGUUGUUGAAACAUACCUUCAAUCCCUGGUCCUUGACCACUCUGAAGAAACCAUCUGACGCUCACGUAGAGGACGCACAGGGAGCAUUAGCCAUGCUAAGAGGACGUUAGUAGCAGUCAGUGCAGCUCCUUUCUCUUUACUUCGCUUGUUAGAAAUAUGACUGAGACUCUGUUAACCAUUAAGUGAACCCCCAACAGUUCUGUGAGUAGCAACAGUUAAGUGUGGAUCCUCCAGCCCCUGACAGCAAGGGAGAUACAUUCUCCCCAGCAGUGGCAGUUACAUUUUGCAAGAAAAUGUCAUUUGAUUUUACGAUUGGCUUCUUUGGUUCUCUGUCACUUGCCCAAAGUGAAUGUUACCUUUCUUAUUUCAGGAAGAAAUAAAUAACGGUGGGAUCCAUU